Plasmodium yoelii is the source of this 897-nucleotide messenger RNA. RefSeq names its product PIR protein. The transcript is spliced from 3 exons. Lineage: Eukaryota; Apicomplexa; Aconoidasida; Haemosporida; Plasmodiidae. Bases 1 to 897 code for a protein of 298 amino acids. The record is from RefSeq and is a predicted model, not a curated record.
AUGAAUGAUGAUCUAUGUGGAAAAUUUAUUUUUUUGAGGACGUAUUUACCCGAUGAUUUAAGCGAUACACCAAAAUCUGAACUUAAAGAUCAUGAAAAAUUCAAAAAGUAUUGCCCUAAUACAAAUUCUGGAAAAAAUGAAUGCGAUAAUGAUCUAGGUAAAAUUACGGCUGGAUUUUUAUGGUUACUUGAAGAAUGUUAUUCUGCAUUCAAAAAUAAAACUAAUGAAAAUAGUAUUAAUGCAUUUUUUAUGCAUAUGAUUUCAUGGUUUAGUUACAAAUUAAAGCAAAAAUCAGUAUCCGAGUCCACCAAAAUAUACGAUUAUUAUACUAAACAUGUAAUUGAUAGUGGUAAAUAUAAUGAAUUUACAAAUAGUGCCUAUAAAUUUACAGAACUUAAGGACUUCAUUGAAGAACGAAAAGAUUUGUUGAAUAUUAAUAUUCAAAAUCUGUCUAAAUUUUAUGAUGCAUUUAAACUAUUAUGUAGUAUUUAUGGUGAUAUUUCAACGAAUACAAAUGUCAAAAACUUGUCAGAUAAUGCGAAUGAAUUUGUUAAAAAAUAUCAAGAACUUAAUGCAUAUUCUAAUAAUACAGAUGACAGUACAUAUAGACAAAUAUUGUCUAGUUUAUCAACUAAUUAUGAUCAUUUAAAAACUAAAUGUAAAAAUGAUCAACCGCUUCCAGAGAUAACAGCAAACAUUUAUGCACUAACAUCUGGAGAGACAUCAUCAAGUUCAUCGGGAACAAACAAAUUACUUACAGUUUUAUCGAUAUUUGGUGCAAUAGCAUUUUUUUUAGGAAUUUCUUAUAAGUAUUCGCUAUUUGGAUUUCGGAAACGAGCUCAAAAACAAUAUUUAAAAGAAAAAAUAAAAAAUAUAAAGAAGAAAAUGAAUCAUUAA